Molecule: messenger RNA, 197 nt
Organism: Funneliformis mosseae
Lineage: Eukaryota; Fungi; Glomeromycota; Glomeromycetes; Glomerales; Glomeraceae
Source: the annotation of a GenBank genome assembly
AGCAACAACCAAAGAAGAAACAAAACACUUUACAAACUGUUGAACCAGAAAGCAGUAUGUCCACCAACAACAACAACGAAACUCCACUUAUGGACGUCGACCCUCUUCCGCUCGAUAAAAGAAAGGGUAAAGAAGUUUUACAAAGUGAAACAACCUUAGUUGUCACCGCAGAACAAACCCUCAAGAUAUCUCUAUGA